Exophiala aquamarina CBS 119918 is the source of this 600-nucleotide messenger RNA. Its product is annotated as C-8 sterol isomerase. Gene Ontology annotation, biological process: ergosterol biosynthetic process. Gene Ontology annotation, cellular component: endoplasmic reticulum. Lineage: Eukaryota; Fungi; Ascomycota; Eurotiomycetes; Chaetothyriales; Herpotrichiellaceae. The coding region runs from base 1 to 600 and encodes 199 amino acids. The record is from RefSeq and is a predicted model, not a curated record. The transcript has a single exon.
AUGCAGGACUUGGUCGAUGAGAGCCUGAUAUUGAACCCAAACUCUACAGCAGGGGUGGUGAAUCACAUCGUGCAAACACUACGUCUGCAACAUGGCCCCGAUCUGAUAGACGAGAGCCCGUUCCCAGCGAUCGGCGUUGAUGGGAACCCUAUCUCACCCGUCUCACCUUACGCAUCCAAAUGGGUCUUCAAUAACGCUGGUGGUGCCAUGGGCAGCAUGUACAUCAUUCACGCCAGUAUUACUGAGUACCUGAUCAUCUUCGGCACACCCUUAGGGACCGAGGGGGCCACAGGACGACACACCGCGGACGACUUCUUCUACAUCCUCGAAGGCGAGCAGUGGGCGUACAAUGCACAUUCCCUAGUUCGAGAGCAGUACCCCAAGGGGAGUAUGCAUCAUCUCUCGCGUGGCGAUGUCCAGCAGUACAAGAUGCACGAAGGUUGCUGGGCACUCGAGCUAGCGCAAGGCUGGAUACCCCCUAUGCUGCCGUUCGGGUUUGCAGACACACUCUUUUCCACAUUGGACUUUCCUACAUUCUCCAACACGGUGUGGUUGACCGCGAAACUCAUGGUCCGCUGUUUGCUUGUGGGGAAGAUAUAG